GAGCCAGGCUCCUCCUCCCUGGGCAAGCGGCGCUGCUGUCUCUGCCCGCCAAACCCGAUCCGGGGGAUCCCUUUCAGCGCCGCCCUUCGUUGCCCAGCAGCGGGGCCAUGAUCUCCGCCCCGGUCGCGCUCUUGCACCGCGCUGGGGGCCGCCUGCUGCUCCGCCGGGCUGGGCUCAGCCGAACCUCCUGGGCUCGCAGAUCUAUACAACUGAGAGCAGCUUUGGCCAUGGCCACGGGUGGGAAGGGCAGCCAGUCUAGCGUUGCUCGUCCCACGAACCGUCUGAUCCACGAGAAGUCUCCUUACCUCCUUCAGCAUGCCCAUAACCCUGUUGACUGGUAUCCUUGGUGUCAGGAAGCCUUUGAUAAAGCAAAGAGAGAAGAUAAGCUGAUAUUUCUAUCUGUUGGCUACUCGACCUGUCAUUGGUGCCACGUGAUGGAGCAGGAAUCCUUCCAGAAUGAAGAAAUUGGCCAGAUACUGAACGACAACUUUGUGUGCAUCAAGGUGGAUCGGGAGGAGCGGCCGGAUGUCGAUAAAGUCUACAUGGCCUUUGUGCAGGCAACCAGCAGUGGCGGAGGUUGGCCCAUGAGUGUGUGGCUAACACCGGAUCUCAAACCAUUUGUAGGCGGGACCUAUUUCCCUCCCGAGGAUGGAAUUUACCAGGUUGGCUUUCGGACCGUUCUGCUUCGCAUCCUAGAGCAGUGGAAGCGAAACAAAACUAGCCUUGUGGAAAACAGCCAGAAAAUCCUGUCUGCGCUGUUAGCCAGGACUGACGUCGGUGCUCGGGGGGAGGAAGCACCCCCAUCUUCAAAGGAGGUCAUGAGCAAAUGCUUCCAGCAACUCUCAGAGUCUUAUGAUGAAGAGUAUGGUGGAUUCUCGGAGUCUCCCAAAUUCCCUACUCCAGUCAACUUGAAUUUCCUCUUCUCUUACUGGGCUCUUCACCGGUCAACUACUGAAGGGGCUCGGGCACUGCAGAUGGCCCUGCACACCCUCAAGAUGAUGGCCUAUGGUGGGGUUCAUGAUCACAUUGCCCAGGGGUUCCAUCGCUACUCCACUGACCAGCGCUGGCAUGUGCCUCACUUUGAAAAGAUGCUGUACGAUCAGGGGCAGCUGGCAGCAGCCUACGCCAAGGCGUUUCAGAUCUCUGGGGAUGAAUUCUUUGCAGACAUAGUUGCAGACAUUCUGCUCUACGUUUCCCGGGAUCUGAGUGACGGGUCUGGGGGGUUCUACAGUGCAGAGGAUGCAGAUUCCUACCCCACAGUCCAGUCAACAGUGAAGCAAGAGGGUGCAUUCUGUGUGUGGACAGCUGAAGAGAUCCGGUGGAACCUGCCAGACCCCGUUGAAGGGAUCCCAGAGAAAAAGACCAUGGCAGAUAUCUUCAUGCAUCACUACGGAGUUAAAGAGGACGGCAAUGUGAAUCCAAUGAAGGACCCUCACAAUGAGCUAAAAGGAAAAAACGUCCUGAUUGUGCAGUAUUCCCUGGAGCUCACAGCGGCCCGCUUUGGACUGCAGCUGGAGCAGCUGAAGGCGCUGCUUGCUAAAGGCAAGGAGAAGCUCUACAAAGCUCGUGGCCUGCGACCACGACCCCACCUGGACACCAAGAUGCUGGCGUCCUGGAACGGGCUGAUGAUUUCCGGCUUUGCUCAGAGCGGGGCCAUCUUGGGCAAGAGCGAAUACACCGACAGGGCCGUACGUGCGGCUUCCUUCCUGCGGCACCACAUGUUCAGCGCCGCCACCGGGAAGCUGCUCAGAAGCUGCUACCGGGGCCAAGGAAACGGGGUGGAAAAGAGCUCCAUCCACGGCUUCCUGGAGGACUAUGUCUUUGUCAUCCAAGCGCUCUUUGACCUUUACGAGGCCUCGCUGAACCCGAGCUGGUUGGAGUGGGCUGUGGAGCUGCAGCGCAAGCAAGACGAGCUCUUCUGGGAUCCAAAGGGUUUUGCCUACUUCUCCACAGAGGCUGGCGACCCUUCUUUGCUCCUGCGCAUGAAGGAUGAUCAAGACGGUGCAGAGCCCUGCCCCAACUCUAUUGCUGUUGCUAACCUCCUGCGGGCAGCCAGCUACACCGGCCACAAGGAAUGGGUGAAGAAAGCGGGGCAGAUCCUGGCUGCCUUCUCGGAGAGGCUGCUGAAAAUCCCUGUGGUCCUCCCAGAGAUGGCCCGAUCCGCUGCGGCCUUCCACCAGACCCUGAAGCAGGUUGUUAUCUGUGGUGACCCAGCAGGAGACGACACCAGAGAGCUGCUGCACUGCUAUUAUUCUACGUACACUCCAAACAGGGUGCUGAUUCUUGCAGAUGGGGACACCAAGGGGUUCCUGUACCGUCACCUUGGCUUCCUCUCAUCUCUGGAGAAGAAAGAUGGGAAAGCCACAGCUUACCUUUGCGAGAACUUUGCCUGCUCCUUGCCCGUCACCUCCAGCCAGGAGCUGCGCCGUCUGCUGCUGCCCUGAGCUGCCUCCCCUGGUGGCCCUUGCACUUAAAUGGACAUGAGUAGAGAGAGCCCCGCUUGGACCCCACAACAAAGUCUGCUUUGAAUAAAGCCAGGUUGAAUAAAGCCAGGUUGGGCCCCACUUCAACCCGCCUGUUUCCAUUUGAAUAGCAUCUCCCCCCCCCCCAUGUUUAGUAGUGGCCACGCUUGUUUGCAGUUAGGGGCAACCAGUUUGCAGGGCUGGGGGACCUUGUGGGUCGUCCAGCGGUUGUUGGAUUCCAACUCCCAUCAGCCCCAGCCAGCAUGGCCAGUGGGUCAGGGAUGAUGGGAGCUGGAUCCAGCAGCAUCUGGAGGUCCACAGCCUCUCCUUCUCAGCUGCAGGGUUUAUUUUUAGGCUUGCAGAGGAAGCUCAUCAAGGCCCUAACUUUCCUCACAGCUCAGGUUAUGAUGGUUUCAUGGGCAAAGGGUCGUCUUGCCAGUGAGACACCCCAGGCUGUUUUAGGCACUGUUGUGGAGUGACCCUCACUGUAUAUUUUGUUAAGCUACUUUGAAGAUGGAGGCCUGACCUUGCACAUGUUAGUGUGAAUGGGUGAAGUAAAGCACAUGGUCCAAGAUUCCAAAUGGUGUACAUGGUAUAUAAUGAGAGGAGACUACAUGGCUGCAUAGCCCCAAGUUUAGUCCCAUAAGGUAGAAUCCAGAGCUUGGCCUUCAUUUUUAAUAAAGCAAGUUUCUAGCUCUCAUAUAUUUGAAGGGGAAAACAAAAAUGAACAGUGUUUUCUUGUUUAUAUACGCAACAAGGGCGCUGCUCCCUUCCCCAUGAACUGGCAUGUAUAGCAUUCCUUUCCCAGCUUGACAAUACUUACUUCACCCUACACCAGUCCGGGAGCUGCCAGUAGAUCUCCAAAAUUCAUUGUAAAUACGCCGCACAGCUCUAAUCAGUUGGGAGAAAACACAUGUAUAUUGGUUAGCUUCAUUUGCAGAACUCGGGGCUGUUAAGUUUAUCAACCAUGCCCAUCUCUUCGUUUGCAUACUCUGAAAUUAAGGACUUGUGGGUUUGCUUCCCUGUAUAGAGAAGAAGAGAACCAUCUCGCGUAGCUGGCGAGCGUUGGCACCCAUGAUUGGGACAUGCAAGGAAGAGGCUGCCUGCAAAUGGCAUUGCUGACAAGCCUCUCUUUCUCCCGGGAACUUAAACCUUCGGCUUUCUGCACUUCCUUUCCUGUGCUUAAGCCGCGAACCUUCUGGUCUCCAGUGGCUCAACAUGGGGUCACGUAUAUGAUUCAAGAAGGCACCUCUCAACACCAGCGAGCUGCGCUGCCAGGGAAGGUGGGGAGCGCUGCUGAUAGUGUUUUUCAGUGUAACAAGAUAAUUGACUCCUAAUGAAAAGCCACAUUGCUAUGCCUUUGGAUGGGCAAUUCUCCUAAGUGCCUCGGAGGCCGUCGCAAGUUGCCAGCUCCCCACUGGUGACGAAGGAGACAUUUCAACCAGAAAUCCUAGCAACAGAGCCAGGACAGACUGACACCUGAAGCCAAGAAGCUCUGCUCUUGGGCACAGUGGCAUUUGCUGUUGCUCUGUUUGCUCCCUGUGGCCGCACCAGGGCAGCACAGGCUGAAUGAUUUAACAUGCUCUCCUUCUGUUGUGAAGCUGGAUGUGCCCUUCAAACCACAGUGCUCUCCCCUCCCCCCCCCCGCCCUUGAAUCUUAUAUCAGGUAUGCAGGAGUCACCAGGAGUCAGUCUGCCUGUGCCACAUGAAUGAGGUGUGCUGUGUGUGAGGGAGGCGGGGGGAGCACUGAGCAUCACUUUCUGGAGUGAAACGGGCUAUUUUGGGAUGCUUUCAGCCCAAUGCAGAACUGCUCCAUGUUAAAGAUCUUGUUGGAAACGUGGAGUUCAUCUGAGUUGAUUUCUGACAGUCUGAACAUUUUCAUCUCUGUUAAAUGUGCAAUAGCUGCUCAGUUGGAGAGAGCAGUCGUGCAGGAGUAGGGACCUUGUGUCCGUCCACAUGUUGUUGGACUACAGCUCCCAUCAUCCCCAGCCAUUGUGAUGCUGGCUAGGGCCGAUGGGAGUUGGAGUAAAAUAAAGCUGAAGGGCCAAAGAUUCCCUUUUCUCUGUAGUAGGGCUACGUCCACAUCAUCCCACAUUUGAGGGAAGGGACUUUCCAAGACACAUAAGCUCGCUAUUCAGCAGAGCAUUAGCUAAAUUAAACCAAUUUCUAUAUGGAAGGACCCCUAUUUGGUUAUGAUAUUUGGCCUGGCUCUGCCAGGGUUUGCAUAUUUCAAAAAGUAAAAACUAGGACACCUCGAAAAUUGUUUUUAACAAAUUGUUCCAAAUUAUCUAAAUUUAAUACAGGUUUUUUAAAACGAUGAUAAUAAAUAAUAAUAAUAAGGUUUCCCACUCCUUUUACAAACAUAUGUCCAAUUGCUUUCUGAUGUUGCCACUUCAUUCUUUAAUUGUUGAGCUUUUUUAAGGACACCCCCAAAAUGGUUGAGCCUAAGAUCCAGGACAAAGCGCCACCUUUUGGAAAUUCCCCAAGACAUCAGACUUAGUGGCCCUAGUGUAAUUGGGUAGGUGGUUACGUCCUCUCAAGUACAGUAAUUAGGCUUGAAGCAAGGGCAGAAUGGUUAAAUCCCCUCUGGGACUGAGCACCUAAUUCAGGAUUCUUUGUCUUAGAGAUAGUUGACAGCAGCUACAACAGGGGCGUGCAACCUGCAGCCCUAGGUCCUACUUCCUCAUAACCCUUGAUUUAAUUUCGUGUAGGUGGCAAUGAGGCGGAAGUAGCUGGAAAAGGGUGGCAGGAAGAGCGAUGAAUGGCAGGAAGAGAAAAUGUAUGGUCCUAUUUUUCUAGAAAAAAAGGGUGCCGGAACUCACGAUGAACAUCUCCCUUGUUCUCUUAUAAUGGCAAUAGCACCCACUUGAGAGGUGUUUUUUUAAAAAAGCCCUGAUCUCCCCCACCAUCAACAGCUGGCAGCCCCCAACAAAAGUAUGGCAAGAUAAAGCCCACCUUUGUGCUAUGGAGUGUAGCAGAAACAACGGUUUGGUGUCACAGGAGACCCAAUGGGGACAAUCUGGCUUUUGUAAGUCCAGCUUUAAAGGUAAAGGGACCCCUGACCAUUAGGUCCAGUCGCGGACGACUCUGGGGUUGCAGCGCUCAUCUCGUUUUACUGACCAAGGGAGCCGGUGUACAGCUUCCGGUUCAUGUGGCCAGCAUGACUAAGCCACUUCUGGCGAACCAGAGCAGCACACGGAAACGCCGUUUACCUUCCCGCUGGAGUGGUACCUAUUUAUCUACUUGCACUUUGACGUGCUUUCGAACUGCUAGCUUGGCAGGAGCAGGGACCGAGCAACGGGAGCUCACCCUGUCACGGGGAUUCGAACCGCCGACCUUCUGAUCAGCAAGCCCUAGGCUCUGUGGUUUAACCCACAGCGCCACCUGCGUCCCACCCAGCUUUAGCAGCCUGCUAAUUAAUACCUAGCCUAUCCCCUGAAAUCCAUCAAAUUUGGGGCGAGAUCUACAACCACAAUUCAUUUCUGGUGCAACACUAUCUGGUGGAUCUCCAGCUGGAGCUUUGCCAGUCCUGUAAGGCCUCUGUUAUUUUGAACUCUGCCAGUAUCGACAGGUACCGGGCUGCCAGCCAGCCAGAACCCAGGGAAGCUUUUGCAUGGGACAGGAAAGGUCCCCGGGAACAAGGAAUGUGGGAUUCUGUGGAGCAGAAGAGCUGGCUGUGCUGCGACAGUGAUGGAUAGGUUUAGUUAUGGGGUCUCCUGACCCUGCUGCUGUUCCUAGCAGUAAAUUAGAUAAUGGCACUUCCAGACCUGAUAGAAACAGUUUCGUCCUGUGCUGUACUAGCUCCCUCAUUAGUUUUGCUUUGUGACAAGGGGAUCGACGCCGCUCUCCCCUCCACCCCCAGCCAGAGGGUCUGGGAUUGUUCUUGCCAGUGUAUAUAGCUGCGAUGAAGUGCAAGACGGGAUGCGGGGAGUGAGGAAGUGGGGCAGGCUGCACUGUCAGCAGGGCUGAUGGUGGGACCAGACCACGGCACUUGGAUAAAGAAAGCUUUAUCUCACCCUUGGAGGAGCAGCAUUCUUUGCAAGCUGUGUGCGUCCGUGUCUGAGCUUAUACACAAGCACAGAGAUAACAAGAGGGAAAUACGGUAGGUAGCCAUUAACAGGUUUAUUUUACCCCCAUAGCCUUUUUAGGGCAGACUCCAAUAGUCGUAGAAUUGCAGAGUUGGAAGGGACCCCAAGGGUCAUCUAGUCCAACCCCCCUGCAAUGCAGGACGCCUGCAAUUUAUUUUCAGCUGCAAGUCCAGAUUCCUUUCUUGGCAGCCACAUGCUGCGGGAGGCAAGGUAGGGUGGCAAUACCUCUAAGCUUCCUCUUCCUUAGUGUUAGUGUUACCCUUGUAGAACUCACCUUGGAAGGGGUAUCAUGGGGCAGGAGUCAGCUUUGCCUGCUGAACAGCAGCCUGAAGGGGGAGAAGGCGGAAUGACUCCACCUGCAGCUGAUCAGUCUUCAAGGACACAGAUGAUGAGGAGGCGCUGAUGAGAACCAGCUGGCUUCAGCCUCCUUAAGCAGAGCUUCCAGCAACAGUUAGAAGAUGGUAACAAAUGCUUUUAGUUCCUGGUCCUACUUUGCUGCUUCCUGCUUGUCUUGACCCUUGACCCCAUGAUCAUCGGAUUCCCUGACCACAUGGAUUGCUGUUCACCUGCCCCUAGGACUGGACCUGACUUCGGAUGCUGACUCGGCCUCCAGGCAAGUACACCUCAGAGAUACUUCUGGUUGGCUGGCCUCCCACUCCCAUAGCUGCCAAGUUUUCCCCUUUCUCGCGAGGAAGCCUAUUCAGCACAAUGGAAAAUCCCUUAAAAAAAGGGAGAACUUGGCAGCUAUGCACUCCACUGAGCUCUUCCCAUGGUUGCUCAGUAAUGAGACUAUGGCAAGGGCAUGGGGGACCAAACUAGAAUUAUUUGGUUUUGUCUCUCAUUGGCUCUGGCUCCACCUGGUGUCUGGGCUCCCUGCCUUCUGACCUGCCAUUCCUAGUGGCCACCAGCCACCACUGAGCUGAACUGUCUCCCUCUGUGUGCGUCGUUUGUGUACACAGAGGAUAGUCAAAAAAGGGUUUUGAUUGCUGGCCUGUUGGCCUGUUCCCCUGACACCGCUUACGAGUACAAACUGUGGCAACACAUGGAAGCACCAGAACAUUCCUUGUCCUUGUUUCCGUGGGUUGUUCCUUUCUUCCAAACCAUCCCAGCUACAAAGAGUGUUGGGCAUGUUCCUUGUUAAAAGUUCACAGUCCCCAUAGAACGUGAUGGGUGUCCUCUAUUUCGGUCUUCUCUGCUUCAAAUUAAUUGUGAAGAUUUGGCUUGGCCCUUCUGGUUCUGCUCCUGAGAACUCCACAGGCCUCUUUCAAGUAAAUGCAUACAAGACAGUUGCUGGCCUGGGCCAUUAGGCCAGAAAUAGCCUUGUUUUCCCUGAGAAGUUCUGCCCAGUUAUAUGAAAGCAAUUAACAUGGUUUGUCCCAACCCUUCAUUUUAAGAGUCCUGUUUCCUUCCGUUUCCUUCCCAAGAGUAAACAUUUUUCAUUACCUUGGCACUUUUGGUCAUCAGUGACCAGUGCCGAAGUGGAAACAACAAAGCUCUGUUUGUUUUGCAAUGCUGUGCGUUUUAAUAAAGAAAGAGCAUGCUUUCUGAACAGCAGAUAGGAAAUGGAGAUAUUUUAUAAGGAAACAGGUAAUUGGAAACUACUAAAUGAAACAGCCCUGUGUAUAACUUGUGCUUCUUCAGUUUAAGCGCAGCCAUUUUACCAGGACAGUCCUGUGUGUCUCCUGCUUGUAAAAGAAGGGAGGAAAUUGAUCUACGAUAUGACUAGGAAAGCUCAUGCUUGCCAGAUGUUGAUGGACUACAAUUCCCACUGUCACUGACCAUUGCCUAUGCUGGCAAGGGAUGAUGGGAGUUGGAGUACAGUAAUGGCUGCAGGUUCUCUUAUGCUUGCUCCAAUGUGGCUAAUGGUUACGUUUGAGAAGUGGUUAAACUUAGUGUUUGCUAAUAUUAUUUGAUGUGUACGGUAAUUGAGAUGCAUUUAAGUCAGUCACUAUGGCAAGCACCACACCUCUUAAAGCUAUAGCUGAAAUAACGCAGUUGUUCUUAGUGUUUUUAAGUGUCAGGUGUAACUUCAGCCUGAACACAGCAGAGUUUGCGCAGGUUUUUCCGGAAGCUUCUGGCGGUAACUUAAAUGACUAGACGUCUGGACGCAGAGUAAAACUAUAUACAGGAUUUAUUAAAAUAAAAGAAAAUCCAGAGUUUCUAUGUACAGCUUUAGAACUCAAAACAAAGUAAAAUAAAUCCUUUCCUCUCUGUCUCUCAACCGAUACAGCACCUCUCCUCCUACACUGACCACACUCACCACACCACGUACUGUGCUAGCUUUCUCUGAUAACAGGUCUCAGUGCUGAUAUCAACCAAUGAGAGCGCAGUUACUAUGGCAGAAGUAGACCUUGGCUUUCUGCCCAGUGUUAAUUGCUUGUCCUAGAGUUGAUUGUGUGAAGAAGCAAUCAACAUUAGGAAGAACUUCCUGACAGUAAGAGCUGUUCGGCAGUGGAAUUUGCUGCCAAGGAGUGUGGUGGAGUCUCCUUCUUUGGAGGUCUUUAAGCAGAGGCUUGACAGCCAUCUGUCAGGAAUGCUUUGAUGGUGUUUCCUGCUUGGCAGGGGGUUGGACUGGAUGGCCCUUGUGGUCUCUUCCAACUCUAUGAUUCUAUGAUUCUAUGAUGGUUUCUCACGCUACUAAUUUAGCAAAACCCGAACAGUUGUAUGCCAGUGCUUGGAUGGACCAGACGUUGUAGUAAAAUGGGAAUAAUGCAAGAGUGCCGUGGUACUUGAGAAUCCCAGCAUAGCUGCCAAGUUUUCCCUUUUCUCGCUAGGAAGCCUAUUCAGCAUAAGGGAAAAUCCCUGUAAAAAAGGGAUAACUUGGCAGCUAUGGAUAAUCCCAGGUGCUAUUUACAUUAUAGCUUGGGUAAUGCAAUAAUCUCUGAGUGCUGUCAUUUUUCAGGAGAUGCACAAUAGCAUGUGAUGAACAUCUCACCAGUUUUCCUUUCUUUAACAACAGAAUGCAACUGAGAGGUGACAUGUAGUUCUCAGACAAUCAUGUUUCUCUCUAUUGCAGCAAGCCACAGCCAAGGAAAAUAGGUGUUGGACCUUGAAUGCUGCAUAUAAGUAGUCACACUUCCGGGUUCCUCCGUGCCUCCCCCCCCCCAAUGCUUGUGAUGUUCUAAUCUAAACCAAUCUUAGGAUUUCAGCAGAGUGUUCUGAGUCAUAACUUGGGAUCAUGAGACUACAUAGCAAAGUCAUCAUGCCUCCCAGCAGGACAGUCUAUGAAAAGAGCAAUGAGCAGGAGAGUUGGCAAUCUCUGGUGCUGGCAUGCAAGUUAUUUUUAACUACACGGAGAUUAGGAAAGUGGAUUCCUUUCCCAUGGCAUCCUCUCUGUCUGGGCAAAAGUUGAAAUAGCAUCUCCAAUGACAGGGCAAGCGUACGGCAGAAUGGAAAUAUUUCUCCUUACCCGCUCCAAGAUUUUCUGUUUGUGGCUUGAGAUGCCUUGGUGUAGCUCUCUAAUGUUCUCGAGCACUGCUUUGAAAGGAGCUAUG
Zootoca vivipara (common lizard) is the source of this 10044-nucleotide messenger RNA. RefSeq names its product spermatogenesis associated 20 (gene SPATA20). Gene Ontology annotation, biological process: carbohydrate metabolic process. Lineage: Eukaryota; Metazoa; Chordata; Lepidosauria; Squamata; Lacertidae. The record is from RefSeq and is a predicted model, not a curated record.